AUGAACACGCCGCACCUUCCAAAGAUGUUCGACAAACUCCGGCACGGCCCUCGCACCACUCCCAUAUCCUCGGAAACGCCACCAACAUUAUUCGAACCCGGUGCAAUCGUCUUCGACAAGCGCGAUCGCGAUCGCGAUUCAGAAAACAAACCUACACACAAGAAGCUCUGGGUAUGGGAGGUAACAUACCAUCCACCACCCUAUCUGAGGGUCAAGUCGUACUUACUAAAGGAUGUGGCUGAGGAGCAGGCGAAAGAUAUGGGAUCGGCGUGCGAGGUGGAUCUGGAAGAAUGGACACCGGGGAAGGGGGAAAGGAAUAAUUUGAUUGACUUUUAA
Messenger RNA from Letharia columbiana, 336 nucleotides. RefSeq lists its product as uncharacterized. Lineage: Eukaryota; Fungi; Ascomycota; Lecanoromycetes; Lecanorales; Parmeliaceae. The coding region runs from base 1 to 336 and encodes 111 amino acids. The transcript is spliced from 2 exons. The record is from RefSeq and is a predicted model, not a curated record.